AUGUCGUCGAUUAGCAUGUCUCAGCCGCAUUUCAAUGAAUCUAUACGGGAAGUCGAUAAAAGCUCCUGGUUAAUCUUAAUUACCUAUCUCUUUACUCGUUCGUCGUCGCCACCCCCUGAAGAAGUUCCAGCCGACCAGGUGGCAGAGAUUUGCAAUCGCCUAGCAGCAUGGAAGGGCGAUAUCAUUGGCGGUGUGGAUAGACGCCAGUUGUUGGAGCGUUAUCUCGUCAAAGGCAACACCAAGAUGACGGAUGCCCUUUCUCCACAGCAGCUUCUGAAGAACUGCACUGAGAUGGCUAUGGAUGUCUCCACACUCGUCUUUUAUCACUGUGAUCUUGGCCCUAAAAAUAUUCUUGUCGAUGUCUCGACAGGCUCGCUGGGCAUCAUUGAUUGGGAGCUUGCUGGUUAUGUUCCCAUCGAAUGGGUCAGAACAAAGUUUCGCCUCUCGGCAGGAAUGGAUUUCAGUCAUGAGAAUGAGGACUCUAAAAGGGACUGGCGCCGUAGCGUCGCCCAGCAUCUGGAGAAGAUGGGUUACGGACGAUGUUGUGGAUGCAUGGCUGAAGUUUCAGACAGCAAGUAG
Verticillium dahliae VdLs.17 is the source of this 579-nucleotide messenger RNA. RefSeq lists its product as uncharacterized. The record is from RefSeq and is a predicted model, not a curated record. The transcript is spliced from 2 exons. Bases 1 to 579 code for a protein of 192 amino acids. NCBI's taxonomy places the organism in Eukaryota, Fungi, Ascomycota, Sordariomycetes, Glomerellales, Plectosphaerellaceae.